AUGGAACCGAAAAAGAUUAUCCCUGAAUCACCUUCAUUAGAAGUUCAACAGCACUUCACAACCUCUUAUCCUUGGACCAGCCCACUAUUCACCGACUCAUCCUUGCUCCCUAUCCAGUCCACCCACCAACAUUCUUGGCCUGGGAUGACCUCCCGCUUUAUGGCAGAUACCCUGCGCUCAACAGAUUCAAUUCGCCAUAUCCAAUCGUUCUUCAGGCAUAAGUCUACUACUCCGCCAGAGAAUGUGCACGAACUUGAUCCUUUAACGGGUGAAGUCUGGACCCUUUACUCCCUUGGUCGUGCCAUUGAAGGCCACGAGCAUAUCUCCCAUGGCGGAUUUGUUGCUACACUACUUGACCAGCAAACUGGGACAGCCGUGAUUCUUAAUCCUGGGUUUGAGAGCCCAAAAACCGCGGAAUUUACUGUCAAAUACCGUCAGCCGCUGAGAACUCCGUCAGCAGUUCUUUGCAGAGGCUGGGUUGAGAGGGUUGAUGGGAGGAAGAUCUGGGCAAAAGCUACCCUUCAAGGAGAAGAUUCGGAGCUGAUUGCCCAGGGAGAGGCGCUGCAUAUUCAGUCUUAUUCUGAGCCGAGGUUGUAG
Messenger RNA from Penicillium riverlandense, 597 nucleotides. RefSeq names its product PaaI family thioesterase. Lineage: Eukaryota; Fungi; Ascomycota; Eurotiomycetes; Eurotiales; Aspergillaceae. The record is from RefSeq and is a predicted model, not a curated record. The transcript has a single exon. The coding region runs from base 1 to 597 and encodes 198 amino acids.